Messenger RNA from Drepanopeziza brunnea f. sp. 'multigermtubi' MB_m1, 1407 nucleotides. RefSeq lists its product as uncharacterized. NCBI's taxonomy places the organism in Eukaryota, Fungi, Ascomycota, Leotiomycetes, Helotiales, Drepanopezizaceae. The record is from RefSeq and is a predicted model, not a curated record.
AUGGAGUCCAAACAUCCCGAGGGCGAUGAGUCGCCGUUUAUCGUCAAAGAUGAUGCGGCCAGCGUUGCAGCUUUAAUCGAGUAUGACUCCAGCAGCAACGAAGACUACGUGCUCUGUCCUGUCGACGGAUGCGGAGAGGCUUUAAUGCUGGCAGAGCUCGAGAGUCACGUCGAAAUGCACGAGGAAGAGCAAGACACCGGGAACUCAGAGGUCCUGUCGAGUCGCUCGCCCAAACGCCUGAAACUUGACCCGGAAAUAAAAAAUUCUUUCAGUAGCAAGCUGUCGUAUGCGCUCCGCAAUAUUGGGGAUCCCGACGACGAAAGGCCGGUUUCUGAUGUCUCGAGCCCAGAUCGAAAUGCUUCGGUGAAGGAUGCUUGGAGGAAGGUACUGAAGAUGCCCGAGAGCAGUUCUUCUAAGGUGGGAUCAGCUAAUAUGAUCGACGGCCCAAAACCUGUACGGCGCCGCCUUGGAAAGUCGGAGCUGGGUCCGCACCAUGCAGAGAAGCAGAUGCCAGAAUGGCUAGUCAAGGUCCUGCAGAAAGACGGUGAUUAUCAGCUGAUCGAUAUCCGCGACGGCGAUGGAAAGUUACGGAGAAUCAGAUUCUGCCCGAACCAAGCUGCUGGGAUCAUACCCAUCAUCGAGCAAUUGGUCUACCAAGACGACCAGGUUGCUUACGCGUACUUCUGCCAUCCUGCAACGAAACAUGUCUCCAAGCUUCGAAGAGAAGGUGGCUUUUGCGGUUACCGCAAUAUCCAAAUGAUGUGUUCCUACAUCAUACGCGCCGAGUCGCAAGGGCAUGAAAUCUUCAAUGGAAAGAUUCCGACGAUCUUCCAGAUCCAAGAUUACAUUGAGCACGCCUGGGAUAUGGGUAUUAAUGACUCCGGCCGUAUUGAGACGGGUGGGAUCCGAGGUACGAGAAAGUACAUUGGAACUCCAGACGCACAAGCAAUGUUCUGCUCCUUGGGAAUAGCCUGUGAUGCCCAGGGUAUGAAGACAAGAAGAAACCAGGGACCCGCUUACGAAUUUCUCUUCAAUGCCGUAGAAAGCUACUUCAUCGACGGCUGCACUGACUACGACCAUAAGGUCCGCUGCACCGACCUCCCGUCUGUUUACUUUCAACAUCCAGGUCACUCCAUGACAAUCAUAGGUUUCGAGAAGAGGAAGGACGGAUCGAAAAACCUCAUCGUCUUCGAUCCCAUGUUCCACGACGCUACGAACAUAACAAGGUUCAUCGGACAGUCUUUCAAGCACAGCAAUCCGAGUGAUCUACUGAAGGCCUAUCGACGAGGUGUGAAGUAUCUCAAGAAAUACGACUCCUUCGAGCUACUGAAAUUGACACCACCACCGAACCCUAAAAAAAAGAAUGUUGACAAUACGAAUACCCCGAUGCCGAAGCAGAGACGAUGA